AGCGUCACACCGCGUAGCUGCUCCAUAAUCAUUUCCAUUCCCUUCAUGAAUGCGUUUCGGCGCGGAUCUCAUGGCGCAUGACGUUUUCUCCGUUUUCUUGUGCGCUCUUUCGUUAGCACAUGAGUGCCAGGAUGAGGCUUCAGCGGUUUGGCAGCUGCAGUUGCAAUCGGCACUUUCAGCAAACCCAGAGCCACCAAAGCCUGGUAUUUGUGCUAGCCCGGCUCCGGAGGACUACGACAAACCCAUCUCUGCAGUAUUGAAGAGUUUCCUGGACAGGACGGUUGGUGCAUAUUCGGGGCCGCCGCUGAUUGGUGCAGCACUUGUGCAAUUGGCCGCAAACAGAAGGAUAUGAGGCCAUAUGCUGAAGGCCAGAUGAUCACCACUGUAACGACAGAGUAUAAGUAUUUGCAGACCGGCAAAGAACCCAAAAAAAUUCUGCUGCCAGAAGGCACGUCUUACGAGUCUUUGACCAACGUGAGGGACUACCACGAUUUAUUCUGUGCACUGAAUGGUCUUUUCAAUGUUUCGCGCUCCGCAGCGCUCAACAAUUUCGACUAUCUCGUGCAAGUGUCUGAGCACUCCUGUCUUGCGCUGCAAAGCAAGGUCUCGAACUACUUUGGCCUUUCCAUCAACAAUUUGCUUCUGGAUCCGUAUCCCCUUUCGGAUGCUUUGAUAGAAAUCCUCACCAGCGACAAGCCGGUGGUCCAUUUGAACCAGUCAUUUGUCGACAUGUUUCAUCGCGAGGCUGCUGUCCAGUGUCGCCUUGGAAACGACAAGGGGGCUUUGUGCGUCGGUGCGUACUGCGCCCUUCGAGGCUGCAUGAGAUCUGAUGGCGUUGUGGGGCAAACCAAGCAUGGAGAGUGCCCCCCAGUUUGAUGAUGGGGGCGUUUUUGCCCUUAUUCCCUGCCAAAGUGGAAGCUCAAGACGGUGUUUGUCGCAGCAAGUUGUGAUAUGAGAAAAAAA
Cladocopium goreaui is the source of this 963-nucleotide messenger RNA. The record is from the annotation of a GenBank genome assembly. NCBI's taxonomy places the organism in Eukaryota, Dinophyceae, Suessiales, Symbiodiniaceae.